GGGCAUAUUCAAAUAUUCAAUCACAACGACCAGACCAAAGCUCCACUAUUUCUUUCGACCAAGAAAGGACGGACACGGACCUAUAUAUAUAUGCAUGCUUGUUAUUGCUUAAUUAGCCACAAACCGAAACGUUAAGAAUUAUUUGCUAGCCCAAGUGUUUAAUAUGGCAGUGGCACAAUACUCGGCUCUUGCUCUGAUUGCGUUUCUGGUUUCUCCGAUCAUGGUGAUGGUGAUGGUGAUGGCAAAUUCAUACGAAGUUGACUGGUCAACUGAAAUUGCUUCCAGUGGUUUUGCUCAUGAAAACACUUUCUUUGCUGGAGAUGUACUCAAUUUUCAUUACGAUAAGAAUUAUCACAAUGUGGUUGUAGCAACAGAUAGUGAUGCAUUUGAACAAUGCAACAUGGAACCGAACUUAGGUUUCUAUACAAAUGGCAAUGAAGCAUUAACCUUGGUUGAAGCUGGAUACUAUUAUUUCAUGUGUGAGUAUAACUGUGAAUCUGAUGGCAUGAAGAUGUCAAUGUAUGUGUACAAUUAAUAUGUAACAAAUGCAUGCCUCUGUGGAGAGGAAUCUGUAGCAAGUUGCUUGUGAAUUUUGAUUACUGUACUUUUCUCGAGUCUGGUAUAAUAAAUUGUAAAUCAUAUAAUUUUGAGUAUGAUAGAAGCCGA
Rosa rugosa (rugosa rose) is the source of this 666-nucleotide messenger RNA. RefSeq names its product basic blue protein-like. Gene Ontology annotation, cellular component: plasma membrane. Gene Ontology annotation, molecular function: electron transfer activity. The transcript is spliced from 2 exons. NCBI's taxonomy places the organism in Eukaryota, Viridiplantae, Streptophyta, Magnoliopsida, Rosales, Rosaceae. The coding region runs from base 164 to 535 and encodes 123 amino acids. The record is from RefSeq and is a predicted model, not a curated record.